Diuraphis noxia (Russian wheat aphid) is the source of this 713-nucleotide messenger RNA. RefSeq lists its product as uncharacterized. The record is from RefSeq and is a predicted model, not a curated record. Lineage: Eukaryota; Metazoa; Arthropoda; Insecta; Hemiptera; Aphididae.
UAAAAAUUCGAAGGCGAUGGAGUAGUAAGCUGUUAGAACGUGUUUCCGUGACGUCCGUUCGUCUGAAUCUCAACGUACCCUAACCGCCGACGGCGACAAUGCGCCAUUUACCCGUCCUCUGGUUGACGCUAGUCCUGACUGUACUCGUCACAAAUCGGUGCGCAUUUUGCUCACCGACCAUUUCGCAGCUGAAGCAGCUAAUCGAUAUGAUCCUAUUCGAGGACAAACUGCACAAUGACAUACUGUCGGAGAAGGUGAUACUGGAAAAAACCAACGACAAGUUGCCAAAACGAAUCGGUGAAAUGGUGAAGGACCUCAAUAACGUCGACCCGUUGGUGUCACUUCAUGCGCUUCACACACCCCAUCCAUACUAUUCGGGUGAAAACCUGAACGUGAGCCUGACCAUCGUCGGGAAGUCAAUCAUGUGCCUGACGUACAAGCGCGUGGCCUUCCACUUGGCAAUGAUGAUUAGCCUGAUCGAACGUCAAGACCAUGAUCAGUUACAGAUGCGGUUAAAUAUGCUCGGGUACGUCAUCCCUUUUUACAUUGACAUGUUGUCGUCCAUCUUCAGGAAUUAUGAUGACCUGUUGAACGUGUACGAUACGGUAARAGGUGCCAAAUCCGACGAGUUGACAGAAAAGCUGAAAUCUCUAAACGAGGUCAUUAAGUCGUCUUGCGUGGUCAAUGAAAUGAAACUGUACUGCAGUAGUUUU